Lineus longissimus is the source of this 2211-nucleotide messenger RNA. Its product is annotated as zinc finger protein 239-like. NCBI's taxonomy places the organism in Eukaryota, Metazoa, Nemertea, Pilidiophora, Heteronemertea, Lineidae. Gene Ontology annotation, biological process: regulation of transcription by RNA polymerase II. The transcript has a single exon. The record is from RefSeq and is a predicted model, not a curated record. Bases 966 to 1883 code for a protein of 305 amino acids. Gene Ontology annotation, molecular function: RNA polymerase II cis-regulatory region sequence-specific DNA binding; DNA-binding transcription factor activity, RNA polymerase II-specific.
AUACGCGUGUACACGUUUGAUAUCGGUCAGUUUGGAAUAGGGCCAGGGACGCACAGGAAAAGGGUAACCGGAAAAACGCCGACCGACCGACCGACCGACUGACCGACUGACCUGCCAACCUACCGUCAUAUGCAGUAUCCCUUUCGCUUCUCUAUAGCACAUGUAUGUGUAGUGCCCAGCGCAAUGGACGUGAUGGAGUCCGACGUGUCUGACAGCAGCAUCUCCAGUCAAUUAUACCGGGAAAACGAGCCCACGCGGUAAGGAACUGAUAACGAUACUCUAAAGAUAUGCUUUGUCUACAUGGUCGGUGGAUAUAAAAACAUGAUUUGGGCCUAUGUAGUUUUUCUACUCGAGUGUCUCGACCGAUGCAAUGCAUGAACUGCAACGCGCAACAUGCAUUUGUUGUCAUUUGACCAGCUUACGUGCGCUUGUUUACAAUUUCAUUUCAUAUGACCUGCUAUCGUGGAUUGGAUAUAUCACAUUGACUUAUGAGUAGGUUGGCAGGUCAGUCGGUCGGUCGGUCGGCGUUUUUCCGGUUACCCAGGAAAAGUGUACAGCAUUUCAUUUAGCAAGACAUUCAUUCAAGGCUUUCAAGGUAUCACCUAGUGCACGAGGAGGAGCGGACAUAUUUUCGUUUACUAGGUUAAACGUAACGUGUCACGUACGUCACAGGUGAGAGGACGCAGGAAACUAACCGACGCCUGUGCCUCAUGCACACGAGAAAGUUGCAAUACCGAAAGAUUAUAUCUGCACUGGUCUAAGAAUAAGGCGGAGACAGAUCAAGACCAAUACCAUCGAGUAGAGACAAUCCUUCUUCCCUCGCACCAAGGACUGGAACAACCUAAAAGAUCGCCAAAGAUCGACAAGCCAGUGAAGACCGCGCAGGUUCACACCACCACCUCGGUGAUAUACGUCAAUAGACUGCCAGCCGAGUGUUUGUCAGAAGCUGAAGCAGAAGCGAGGACAUGAGUCUGCUAGAUGUCAUGGAUUCAAAUAUGAAGACACAAGACUCCAAGCCGAAAUCACAUGGAUGUGAAAUGUGUGGUAAGAUGUAUUCUUCCGCUACUAACCUGAAGAUACACAAGCGGUCGCACACGGGCGAGAGGCCGUAUGCGUGUGUGCAGUGUGGUAAGCGGUUUUUGAAGAAUAGUGAUUUGACACUGCACAUCCGAAUACACACAGGAGAAAAACCAUUCGAGUGCGAAGAAUGUGGAAAACGAUUCAGCAUAAAACACCACCUACAAGUUCACGUCAGAUCGCAUACAGGGGAAAAGCCAUACGGAUGUAUAACAUGUGGUAAACAUUUCGCUCAAAUAAAUGAUUUGCACAGUCAUAAUCGCGUCCAUACAGGAGAGAAACCGUACGAAUGCGAAGAAUGCGGCAAACGAUUUACGCAACGAGGAAGCUUGUCAGUUCAUAUCAGGGCGAUCCACACCGGAGAGGCGGCUGGUGGUGAACCAAUUGAAUGUGAACAGUGCGGUAAGCGGUUUACCCGACGUUCAACUCUGCGAGUUCAUAUCCGAAGUCAUACUGGAGAGAAGCCUUACGGGUGCGCUCAAUGCGAUUGUCAAUUCACAAAUCGCAGUGAUUUGCGAAGGCACGUCAUGACAAUCCACAGUGGAGAUCGAGACAAAGUCUUUGAAUGUGAACAAUGUAAAAAACGCUUCAAUGAAGUGAGUAAACUUCAAAGGCAUCUCAAGGUUCACGGAGAGAAAAAACACAAGUGCGAAAAAUGUGGCAAAGCGUUUAUUGAACGUGGUAAUCUCGUGAAACAUCUCAGAAUCCACACUGGAGAAAGUCCAUUUGAGUGCGAGCAAUGUGGUCAACGAUACACUACACUAGGCAACCUGCGACAGCAUAUCCGAAGGAUUCAUCAACUUUAACAGUUAAAAUGACACAACAGAAUAAAAUGCUGUCUUACUAGGCUUCCUCGUUGUAACAUUAGGCACUGAAGACUGCAGGAGAGACGCGGGAACAACCAACCUCCGCCAGCUGGUUAUCUGAUCAUGUCUGUUGCCUGAGCCACAACUCUGAGAUAUCAAGGUUCUCUCUGUAACAAGUUUUAUUGGCUCAGUAAACUCUUCAUAACAAAGAUUCUUCUUUUGAGCUCCUGAAAACCUCGAGGGUUGAAGCUUUUGCUGGCGAAAAACCUCCAAAGGUAUUUAAAAAGGUUAACUGCGUCUUUUGUUUUUUGAGAAUGAGUGCCAAGAU